Messenger RNA from Suillus subaureus, 2001 nucleotides. RefSeq lists its product as uncharacterized. The coding region runs from base 1 to 2001 and encodes 666 amino acids. The record is from RefSeq and is a predicted model, not a curated record. Lineage: Eukaryota; Fungi; Basidiomycota; Agaricomycetes; Boletales; Suillaceae. Gene Ontology annotation, cellular component: anaphase-promoting complex. Gene Ontology annotation, biological process: positive regulation of mitotic metaphase/anaphase transition; anaphase-promoting complex-dependent catabolic process; protein K11-linked ubiquitination. The transcript is spliced from 16 exons. Gene Ontology annotation, molecular function: protein binding.
AUGGAUGGUAGAGCCACCCCACCACCUGUUCACCAUAUCCUCAGGCCACAUCAUAUUGAUCUCAUAGCAAUGCUAUUGUUGAUUUUUAAGGAAUACGAACUCCAGAAGACUUUGCCAAAAGACUUCUUGCUCUAUAUGUAUCGAGUUCUCUUGAUGGAAACGUCUGAGGUGAUUGAACAUAGGUCCCAUCAGCAUAUGCUGGCGAUGGUCAAAGUCGCGCCGAAUGCAGAUACGCCCGUUGUCCAGGGACUUAUAGGCGCUCUGGAGAAUGUGGCAACCCAGCUACGAGCGCUGGAUCAACUAACUAACUUCUUCCUAAGCACACCUUCAAUAUUUGUUGAAAAAAGUGAUGACCAACGUCGAACAUCUCUGUUCGGGUUCUUUGUGCGCAGAUGCUUCGUCAGUUUCAUCAAGCUGUCAUUCUAUGGCGUCGUGCAACUUCAAAAAGACUACCAGGCGUGGGUUAAUGGAUCCAGCAACGCAGGUUAUGGGCCAAUAGAGAAGGACCCGCUUACUUCUGAUGUUUGGCUAUUCAAGACGUCGAGUGACUUGAAAUCUUGGGCGCGACCUGAACCAUUUGACGCGUGGGAAAAAGGUUUGGCAACAGGAGAUGAUGUCGUAGGUCCCGAGAACUUGCGUAGAUAUUUUGAACAGCAUUUUCAUGAACACAACGAUUCGGGUGUUCGACAGCAUGCGUUGCUGAAUCUGGUACGCAUGCACUAUACUCGAAAAGAAUAUCCUGCUGCCAGUAAGUUACUUCGUGAAGCUAUUGCAGUCGCUAGGACAAGUGGAGAUCGUAUAACGCUCCAGCAUUGUAUCAGCAUGCUUCAUCGCUUGCCAUCCCUGAACGAAACUCCAGUCUUAAAUGAGAUUCAGCCUGACCUCCAUCCGCUGGAGGUGUUGUUUGACGUGACAAAGCUACUUGAUCCGCAAUACGGACAACCGCUGACUUUGUGCUAUGAGAAAUUGACUGAGGCUAUUGCCCUACAUAAUCACUGGGUAGAUACCAAGCAAGCAAUGCCUCGUGACGCAGACAUUUGCAGUCACAAUGCAAUGCAAGCUGUACUAUGGCAAACGUUAGGAUGCUACGAUCUUGCCGAUGUCGAGGAAUCGUUCGUAUUGUUAAUCACGAGGGCCGGCAAAGACGACCCAAACCGUCUGAACACACUCAUUAAUCGCUCUUAUAGGCGCGCCAGAAAUGGAUUGUACUCAGAGGCUUUGGCACUGCUACUGCAUUCGGAGACGUGGCGCGGCCUUUCAUUGGACGCGUACCACCAGUGGGCGGAAGCCAUCUGGCAUAUACUGGCCCUGAGAACAAGUCGUCGUGGACAACGACGCUUCUUUGACGACUUUCUCUUACCCCGAAGACCUUCGUCAUCAACCUUCGUCUCGAAGGAAUAUUUCUUUGAUGAAAGCUCGACAUCGCUUUCCGCCCUAAAUAUGGAAUUACAUGAAGUGAUGAAUGCUCGACGGCGCGGACAAGCAGUGGCGGCGAUCCAACCACUUCUGCAAGCUCUUUGGCAAGCCGAAUUUCAGGGCAGGUUUCCGUUGUAUAGAUUAGGCAUGACAUUCCUCGCCGAUGUUGGCUUAGAGUUCGGAAUGUCAGAUCAUUGCCAGCAAUUGAUUCUAGGAAUUAUGCCACAGGUAUUGUCCGGACAGGAAAUGGAACACCGUGCUUUUGCAAACCACACACUUGCAAGGUGUAUGAUUGCAUCCAUGGAUUCAUCAAAGGCAGGCAUUCGAGAAGCACUGCCAUGUUUGCUUAUGGCAGAAGCUGACUAUAUGACCUUGUCCAUGCUUGAAGCUACUUCAGAAGUCCAGCAGCUACUCAUAGUUGCUUAUCAUAAUCUCGGUAUGACAGCUGAAGAGGAGGGGGCUUUUGAACGGUAUAUGCAGUCGACAAAGCUGGCUCAAGCUUUCGAGGAAAAUCCUGUUGAUCCGGAGUCUACGAGGGUAUGGGAUACAGUUACAGAGAUCGGGAAAUCGUUGGCUUCUAGAUAG